AUGCUUCAGGGGACUUUCUCCCACUUCAAGCCAUCCAAAGAACGAAUCGAACAGUCAUCAGUAGGACCACGAUCCUACCGGCGCGUCAACUUUCCGGAUGACGAUGAGGAGAUAGUGCGCAUCAAUCCUCAGGAAAAGAUUUGGAUGACUGGAUACAAGGAUUAUCGCCAUGCCCCAGCACGAGGAAAGAGCUUCGAUCCCGACGACAUGGACUCCUAUGUACGUUUUGCCAAAAGCGAGGCCUCGAAACACGAAUACACUUAUCCUUACGUAGACAACUCGGACUUUGACCUGGGUGAAGAUACCAAGGUUGCUGUGAUAAAGACUCAGCCUGUCAAAUUCAAGGUCAGGAGGAAAGAAGACGAUGAGAGGUCGUGGUGUGUGUACUGCAGGGACAUGUUCAACCACGAGGAGAACAAGCGGGGUCAAUGCCAGGAUGCUCCAGACCGCGUCAAGACUUGGAUCCAUCGAGUGAGCUGUAUGUGGUGCGCGGACACUAUGCUCUGUCACUGUAUGUCCGACCCAGAAGGAGACUAUACAGAUCCUUGCUCGUGCGACACCAGUGAUGAAAUGUUUUGCCUCCGGUGGAUGGCCCUUAUCGCCUUGUCUUUCAUUGCUCCGUGUAUGUGCUGUUACUUGCGGCUUCGGGCUUGUUACCACUGUGGGGUCAUGUGCAGGUGCUGUGGUGGGAAACACAAAGCUGCUGGAUGACUACAGAUGCGUUCAAAAUGUUAGGUUUGUCCCGUAGUUCAAAGGAACACGUUGGUUUUGGAGCACUGAGGUCACUCACUUUAAUGCAGCCGCUGUGCCCGACGGCAUCCGGAAACCACCAGUAUGGAUCACUUUACAUUGGGUCAUCUGGGGCUCACACUGCAUUGAUUUGCUCAUCAACUGUUCUAACUAACUAACCUACAGCAUAGACUUUUGUAUUAUUAAUCUGUAAUCAAAACAGACUGUCUUGUACAUGUUUUUUUGGGGGUUUUUUUUUGUUGGUUUUUUUUUUCAUUUAAAAUGAGUUUGAGAGAAGAACUGCUUUAAAUGGUGGUGGAUUGUAGAACAUCUCCAGGUUGCCUCUGCUUGUGUGGUACCAUCAGCGUGUUUAGCAAGCUUUGGCAUUUUGCGAAAUGGGGCGGUGUAGUGAAUGAGAUCUCACUCGGAAUAUAUUUUAACUUACUGUCAAGCUAUCGUGUGUGUAUAGAAGGUGUGCUAGUAACAAACUUGUACCACAACACAGUGUUUCUGUCAGUGGUUUUCUUUGGGUUUUUUGUUCUGUUUUCCAAAGCUAAAAUAGCCAUCUGAGCUGCAGUUUCUCAUCUAGGGUCCAUCAUAAUUUCCUUCUGCAAACAUCUUAAAUUAUUUCUCUGUUUGUUAAAGCUCUGUGAACAGAAAGUAAGGCUCAGUUACCAUAGUCACAUAACCAUUGAGAAUCCAGUAGUCCUCCUUACGUGUAAAUCAUUUCAGACCACUACUUGAAAGGGAAACUGAAAUUUUAGGCUUUUCUCUUUUCCCUGAAUAACAUUGGAAAAAUGUGUUUUCAGAGCUCUGCCCAAUAAAGAAAGGGAACUUCUUCAUUAGCCAGCAACGUAGAGAUCUGUGAAUAAAACACUAAGGUUCCAGAUGAGGAAAACUGUUGAUAUGCAAAGAAUUACUAACAAUGCAAUGUCAAAAGCACUAUUGUGGCAAUUCUGGGGAAAUGCUGCAUUAAGUGGUGGAUUAUAUAGGAAAUCGUGUGUGUUUGUUUUCUGUAUACAUGAGCAUGAGAACAUUUGCGUCCACUGUAGUAAAAACAUGUAGCAA
Hirundo rustica (Barn swallow) is the source of this 1797-nucleotide messenger RNA. RefSeq names its product sprouty-related, EVH1 domain-containing protein 2-like. Gene Ontology annotation, biological process: negative regulation of MAPK cascade; multicellular organism development. Lineage: Eukaryota; Metazoa; Chordata; Aves; Passeriformes; Hirundinidae. Gene Ontology annotation, cellular component: membrane. Gene Ontology annotation, molecular function: protein kinase binding. The transcript has 2 exons. The record is from RefSeq and is a predicted model, not a curated record. The coding region runs from base 1 to 711 and encodes 236 amino acids.